Messenger RNA from Carya illinoinensis, 1137 nucleotides. RefSeq names its product floral homeotic protein AGAMOUS. Gene Ontology annotation, biological process: positive regulation of transcription by RNA polymerase II. Bases 167 to 895 code for a protein of 242 amino acids. Lineage: Eukaryota; Viridiplantae; Streptophyta; Magnoliopsida; Fagales; Juglandaceae. The record is from RefSeq and is a predicted model, not a curated record. The transcript has 9 exons. Gene Ontology annotation, molecular function: protein dimerization activity; DNA-binding transcription factor activity, RNA polymerase II-specific; RNA polymerase II cis-regulatory region sequence-specific DNA binding. Gene Ontology annotation, cellular component: nucleus.
AAAAAGCAAACUGGAUUAAAAGGUCCCUUUUACUUUAUAAAUACGUACCCUUCUCUUAUUCCAUCUUUGCUUCAAUUUUCUGCAUUUCUUCCUGUCCAGAUUUGUGGCAAUAGAAGAGAGAAUAACAAAGGCAGAAACCUAGCUGCUUCCUCACCAGUGAACAACCAUGGCAUUCCCUGAUCAAUCGAUGUCAGUGUCUCCCCAGAGAAAAAUGGGCAGAGGAAAGAUAGAAAUCAAGCGGAUCGAAAACACUACUAAUCGUCAAGUCACCUUCUGUAAGAGGCGCAACGGCUUGCUCAAAAAAGCCUAUGAAUUGUCUGUUCUCUGUGAUGCCGAGGUUGCCCUCAUCGUCUUCUCUAGCCGUGGUCGCCUUUACGAGUAUGCUAACAACAGUGUCAAAUCAACAAUUGACAGGUACAAGAAAGCAUGCGCAGAUUCCUCCCAUACUGGGUCUGUUUCUGAAGCUAAUACUCAGUUCUACCAGCGAGAGGCUGCUACUCUACGACAACAGAUAAAUAGUGUGCAAGAAUCAAACAGGAAAAUGUUGGGCGAGUCUUUGAGCAAUAUGGCUUUCAAAGAUCUCAAGAGCUUGGAGAGCAAAUUAGAGAGUGGAAUUAGAAGAAUCAGAUCCAAAAAGAAUGAGCUCUUGUUUGCAGAAAUUGAGUAUAUGCAAAAAAGGGAAGUUGACUUGCAUAACAACAACCAGCUUCUUCGUGCAAAGAUAGCGGAGAAUGAGAGGAACCAGCAAAACCUGAACGUGAUGCCAGGAGGGGGAAACUUUGAGCUCAUGCACUCUCAACCAUUUGAUUCUCGAAAUUAUUUCCAAGUUGAUGCGUUGCAACCCAAUCAUGAUCAGUACCCGCGCCAAGAUCAGAUGGCCCUUCAAUUAGUUUAAGUGUACGUAUCAAAUGAAAGCUACGUACGUACGGGUAUGUUGUCAGGCACUAAACUAAGGUUAUUGCCCUGUUAUGGCGCGGUGAUGGCCGGAUUUGUAAGACAGAUUUAUAUAUAAGACUCCUUUUAAGUGUGUUAUUAGAGAUUGAUUUCUUUUGUGUGUGUGUCUAUGCUUGCAGUAAGAACUCUGUAACAAUUGACUAACAUAUAUCCCAUCAUAAUUAGACUGGUUUGGUCUUAAAA